AUGCCAAGAAAGGAAAAUGUGAAGAAGGGUGGGAAGAAGAAGAAAGUUGGCUUGAUGUCUGAAGUGCAUGAUAUUUUGAAGAAGGUCAAUGUCAAUAUACCUUUGAUUGAGCUCAUUCGACAAAUGCCGGUUUAUGCAAAAUUUCUAAAGGACUUGUGCACCCACAAAAGGAAGAUAAAUAAUGAUGAGCGGUUCGAGAUUUGUGAGGAGGUUAGUGCUAUCUUGCAAAGACGAAUUCCUCCAAAACUCAAGGAUCCGGAGAGCUUUAUUAUCUCUUGCACUAUUGGUGAGAAAGUCUUUGAUAGAGCUUUGAUGGACCUUGGUUCAAGUGUUAACAUUAUUUCUUUUGAGACUUUUCGAAAACUUGACCUUGGGCCUAUUAAAGCUACUCCUAUAUUCUUGCAACUUGCAGACCGGAGUAUUAUAAGAGCUAUGGGCGUCAUUGAAGAUGUGUUAAUCAAGGUUGACAAGUUCUACUUACCGGUGGAUUUGGUGGUAUUGGAUAUGGAUGAUGGAGCUCAUUGUGACAAGGACAUACCUAUCAUUCUUGGUAGACCUUUUAUGGCUACCGCGGGGAUAAAAAUUAAUAUUCAAAAGGGCACUAUCAAAAUGAAGGUGUUGGGUGAAAAAGUAUUACUCAAGAGGCUUGAACUCAUUUACCCUCCGGAGGUGGUAAAAAGUGUGAUUUCUAUUAAUUUGGUCAAGGGCAAUGAAGCAAAGAGAGAUAGAAUAUUUGGCCCAUUGAACCAAGUCCCACACCACAAUCAAGAGCCAUUGGUUACUAAUUCUUCCUCUCCUUGCCAAGUGUUUGCAAUUUCUACUCUUGAUAAGAUAAAUGUGAGUGAGUAUCUCGCAUUGAGUGAGGAGCAAAAGAAUCAAAUCAAGACAAUAGAGGAGAUUUGUGGGUUGAAAAAGAAGAAGAAGAAAGGAUAUCUUGAGUGGAACACUCCGGGGAAUAUCAAGUUUCUUACAUCAUCUUGUGGAGGUUCUAGUUCUACCAAAGCUUGUGUGGGUGGUGGUGGAAAGAAAGAGCCACCUUGA
Messenger RNA from Rosa chinensis, 1041 nucleotides. RefSeq lists its product as uncharacterized. The transcript has a single exon. The record is from RefSeq and is a predicted model, not a curated record. Bases 1 to 1041 code for a protein of 346 amino acids. NCBI's taxonomy places the organism in Eukaryota, Viridiplantae, Streptophyta, Magnoliopsida, Rosales, Rosaceae.